UUUGUAGCUUCUUUCCACAAUCGAAUGGUUGGGAAGAGUUCUUCGUACGAUGCGACUACACACACUCAUCCCGACUCUUCCAGCUGAUCUCGUCUCUGCGUUUGAAAGCUGCGGAAUCAAGACAGAUACGGAUCUCCUUUUCUUCGAUGGGUCUAACAUUGAGUUAUUUGCAAAAUUACCCCGUGGGCUCGUAACUUGUGGGGAACUCGACAAAUACGUGUCGCUGGUCGCGGAGCGGGCAUCUGCUCCUGGCAUCCGCGGUGACGAAGAACUUGAGUCGGCACUCCGCAAGCAGCGUGAAUAUGCUUUAGAAAUAUCUUCUGGAGUGAGCGAGUUGGAUGAACUCGUUGGAGGAUUUGGUAGUGGUCGAGUAUUCGAGAUUUCCGGAGAGAAGGAAUCGGGCAAGACGGCGUUGGCGUUGCAAAUUUCGCUACGACUACUGAUCGCAUAUCCUGAUACAUCUGUGCUUUGGAUGGAUACAUGUGGCGACUUUUCCGUGGACAGGACUACUCGAGUGGCUAAUCAGCUCGGUGCAGAGGAUGUUUCAGCUGUCCUUGAACGACUACAGGUGGCUCUCGUGCUGAAUAUCGGGGAUGCCCAAGGCCUUGUUGCAGACCUUCGCGAGAGAGCAGACGCUGGUUCCAGGGCAGGCGGACCCAGGGUGCGAUGCGUGAUCAUCGAUUCCAUUACGCCUCUCCUCGCACCUUCUUUGAGCAAUAUUUCCGCCCAUGGACACGCAACGAUGACGACCUUCAUGCAAGACCUUCGCGAUUUUGCUCGCACGCACUACUUCACAUUUCUGGUCGUGAACGACACGUCCGCGGUUGUGCAACAAAAUUCCAACUCUCCGUUCGUAUCUGCGAUUCGGAAACCAGCUUUGGGCCCUUCGUUUACUUUCCUCACUGAUUGUACUUUAUGGCUCGUUAAGCAUGGGGAUGUCGAGGGAGAGCCCGCUAGCAUGCAUGAGGCUGAGGUCAUUAGGUCAAGAAUGAUGCAGUCUAAGACGUGGUGCACGUUCAACAUCCGUGAAGGCAUCCUGUAUUCGGCAACCUCUUAGUCUUCCCAUCGACGUCCAUGAAUCUCUGGUUUGCAUAUUUGGUAAAUCAACAAGUCUUGUAAGGUCUCGCACUGACCCUGCGAACGAAACAUUUGAUUUUGUGGACGCGUGCCUAUGACUUGGGACAAUCAG
Molecule: messenger RNA, 1189 nt
Organism: Pisolithus orientalis
Lineage: Eukaryota; Fungi; Basidiomycota; Agaricomycetes; Boletales; Pisolithaceae
Product: P-loop containing nucleoside triphosphate hydrolase protein
Exons: 6
Coding region: 50-1057 (335 amino acids)
Biological process (GO): reciprocal meiotic recombination; telomere maintenance; DNA strand invasion
Cellular component (GO): Rad51B-Rad51C-Rad51D-XRCC2 complex; replication fork; centrosome
Molecular function (GO): ATP-dependent DNA damage sensor activity; ATP binding; single-stranded DNA binding
Source: RefSeq, a predicted model, not a curated record